CCGCAGGUCGGCGCUGUCUCUUUAGGAGGUGUAUGACGACAGCAUGACGAUCUUUGAGGAGGUGGAGGCAGAGAUUCGUAGUCGGCGCAAGGAGGGGGGGGAUCGUGCUAGUGCACGACUGUUGCAGGGGCGGGACUACGAGGAUGAGGACGAGGAGGACAUCAUGUACGAGGCGGAUGACGUCUGGGAGGGGAAGGACAUGAUCGAGGAGAUUGCGGCAGCAGGGAAGGGGAAAAAGGUAGUGCGUGAUGACCCUCUCGUCUCUCGUGUGUGGGAUAGAUGGGGGGGGAUUGACAUUCUGGAUGACCUAGACGGCUACCUGCACGGCUCCAGACACACCCUUCAUAUGAUGAAGGACAUUCACGAGUGUCGCAGACCGGAUGAGGCGAGUGCAGGGGUUCAGCAGGACCGUCGUGUGGAUACGGGCUUUCAUGCGACCACCUUCGACGGUGGGGCAGGCUCUAGUGCAGCUACCACAGAGGUAGGAUCGACACGCACGGCGGAGGUGGUAGUCCCCCCCCCCGUUGCUCCAUCGUUUGGUAUGCCAUCUGUUGUUGGGACAGGAGAGGAGCAUUGUGAUGCCCCUGUCCCGGGUCGUGUAGCACAACAGCCAUGUCCCGCCAUUGAGGAGCAGGGGAGCGCUCCUGUUACCGAGGAGCGUGUGACACAUGCCACUGUUUUAGAGGAGCCGCAUCCCGUUGUCGAGGAUCAGGUGACAGGUCCUGCUGUGGAGGAGUUGGAGGCCGCUACCGUUAUCUCUGGGCAGCAAACUAGGUUGGACGGCAGGGCGCGAGAGACAGAGGGUGUUCCCACAUCGUUGUCGUCCCCAGCGCGGCAUGACCCAUCUGCGUGUACGGGCAUGGAUGAUACCACCCUUGCACCUUUCCAUUCAAAGGUGCCCCUUACUAUCGGGGAGACUGUGGCACGACAUCACACUGGGCACCCGUGUGUGAUGGAGACAGCCACACACACAUGUAUUGUGCAGCAGGAGGGAGCUGUUACGGAUGAGGGGGGCCACGAGACAGACAUAGAGCCCCCUUCCACAACCAAGGAGGUUGCUCCCACAUCGGCAGGGGCCCCUCGUACAUUAGAGAGCACGGAUCCGCACACAGCGACGAUGACGACGACGACGACGCUUGGAGGGAGUCCUGGAGCUGGGAUGACUUCCGCUGCACUUCGGCCUGUGUCAUUCUAUACCGCUCCUCCGCUGUCUAUCUUACAUGGUCGUACUGUGGUUCGCGGACCCGGCUUGACUCUUCCCCCUCGUACAUCGUCCCCUACUGCCACAACGCCUCUUGGAUGGUUGUCGUCAUCCAUGAGCAUAGCAGCACAACAUUCACAGGGCAGUCGAGGUGUUCCAUCUGUGGCCCCAGUGGCUCGCAGUCAUUCGGAUCCUGUGUGCAGUGGACCGGUCGUUUCAGUUGCGGUUCCUCCACUCCCUACUCGAGUGUCGUCUGCCAUUGUUGACAACACUUUGACGAGAGGGAGGAAGAGGAAGGCCCCUGACACACGUGGGCGAGAGCAGCCACAGAGACCUGCAGUGCAGGGUAGACCACGCGGGCGCCCCCAAGGGGGUCGAUCGGGGAGGGGUAGAGGGAGACAGGGCGCCGCAGGAUCAAUAGAGAGGUUGUUGGGGUCGCUCGGUGCUAUAGGGGGCGGGUCACCAGCGCCCAUAUCCAUGCAUGAAGUAAGUACUCAUUCUUGUGGUGCUGCGGACAGGACGAGGCACGUCGAGGUUCAGGAGGGCGACGAUGAUGAUGAGCAGGGCAGUGGUGACGGGUCGGAGAUGGCAGUCACUGUCGUGUGUGUCCGUCGUCCGAUCCUCGUAUCAUCAACAAGAAAGGGACCGCUUAGAAGGAGAAUUUCCUCCAAUUCGGGCAGCCAGGGGAGUGCUCGCCUUCUUCAGGAGGAGUUGACAAGCGCCGACGCAUCAGCCUCCCCGCCGCCCGCUUGGAUGGACUCGAACGGAGAACCACUGCUAGUGCAAGGAGAACUACCGACAGCUGAGCCGCCGUCGUUAGUGAACGGUUCCAUCGAGGUCUUAGUGUCCCAUCCCUUGCCGGGUAAUUCCACUAAGCCGCGAGAAUGUCGGUCGGAAAUCAGGAACCUGGUCGUGGUUUCGUCAGGCAAUGAACAACAACCGUACUAUAUCCUGCAGCAGUACUGCUCGAAAGAUGGUAAUGACACCUAUUACUCGAUGUCUAUCAGGAAAGCGAACCUGUCACAGCGCUUGGAGGAAACCGACGGUUCGAGCCAGCAGGAUGACGAAACCACAUUGGUAACGCAUAUGUGGCCGUUCGACCAGCCGAACGGGUCAAGAAUCCCAAGCGGGAUGGAUUUCGGCGGGAAAAGUAUGGCUCACGUGACAGGGAUGGGUCUGUCCAAAGAUGGGGCUCAUCUCCUCCUCAGCGUAACGAAUGGAAACACCUAUAGGCUGCGACGGACGUAUGGCGAAAGUAGCUCCAUGUUGACUUCGUUGUCUCUAACUGAUGGCUCUCGAUCGUCCGUCCCCUACUACAAGUUCGUUGAGUCGUGGGCGUUGGACUCCAAGAUGGGAGAUCUUUACUAUUCCUCACAAGAUGCUCCACUAUCGCUUACCGAAGUUGAUGAUUCGGGACUUCCAAAAUGGCAAGGGAGUAGCUCGACUUCACUUUGGGGGCCGGUCCGUGGCGCGGAAUUCCAAUCUCAAAGCCUUGUUUCGGAUGGCAGUUGCCUUUACUGUCUGCAACCUGAUGGCCGAGUGCUAGGGCUAAAUUUCCGAGAAGCGGCCAUCACUUUAGUAGCCAGCCUGGAUAUCUAUCUAUCCAAGGUGUAUGACGUGGUCUCAACGCCAGACGGAUGCCACGUGUUUGCAUCCAUCGGAUAUUCAGUUCCUGUCCAUACCGUCGUCUCCACCUGCAAUACGGCGAGCAGAGAGGUGGGAAGCAUAAAUCAUCCCAAAUGGAUGGACUUUGUAGGAUUGGCUCUCCACGAUGACGGUGAGCGGUUGAUCCUGUUCAUGGGAACCAGCCAUGGCAAAUUGUUUCGGGUACCGCUGAGCAGGUCGGAGCUGGGAGGUUGUAAACCCCCGAAUAACAUCAAACUGCUGGCCAUCCUGGCUGCAACCGGGGGCGGGGUGUUUGUGGCAAUCGUCGUCGGCGUACUUUGGGCUUGGCGGCGCAGAAAGCAUCGUCGUCAAGCUCGCCAGCAGCAUUCCAUCCUUACUGGACCGUCGGGGGCUUCAUCUUCACAGGAUGGCCUUGCUGUGGCCGCUUGGGGACUCAGGCCCUCACGCGUGAAACAGUUCGAUUUGAAGACCCUGUCGGACUGCACGGACAAUUUCAGUGAGACCCAUCGAAUCGGGGAGAGAGGGGCCUUCGGGAAAGUCUACAGGGGUUCGCUUGACGGCAAGGAGGCGGCAAUCAAGGUGAUGACCGGUGAGCUGACGGCCAUCAAACGCAACCAGUUCGUGGCGGAGGUCAACACCCUCAGCGCAGUUAAUCACGUCAACCUCAUCCAGCUAGUGGGGUACUGCCAGGAGGUCAAUCAGUGCAUCCUGGUGUACCCUUUUUUCCGAGGCGGCUGCUUAUACGAGCGGCUGUUCCCUAACAGACAGAAUCGAAGGGGCCUGGGGGAGGAGGAUUCUUUUCCGCCCCUCACUCUCCAAGAGCGCAUGAGCAUCACCUUUCAGGUGGCCAAAGGGCUGUGGUAUCUCCAUGAUGACGCCAAGCCUCCCAUCAUCCAYCGUGACAUCAAGAGCMACAACGUCCUUCUUGGMGAUGGCURUGGGGAGACACUCCACGUAGUCCUUGCUGAUUUCGGAUUGGCGUCCAUAGGGGAAAGAGUSUUAGACACUGGGCACGACCAUGUGGUGCUCACAUCUCACAUCGGUGGCACCUUUGGGUACAUGUCCCCAGAGUACAUGCUGAGAGGUGAGCUGUCUGAGAAGAAUGAUGUGUACUCCUUUGGGGUUCUUGUGCUGGAGCUGCUGACUGGAAGGAAGGUGGUGACACCGGCCCCUUCUGGGCUAGGAUGGCAGACCCUCGUCGAGUGGGUGAAGCCUUUCUUGCGGGAUGGAGGUGAAACUGGCCAAGAUUUCAGCUUGGACUUGCCAAAUGCGAUUCUUGACCGCUGUUUGUGGGAUCAGGUGGCCGGAGACUGGACAAAGCAGAUGGUGAUGACCACUUUCAGGUUGGCUUGGGAAUGCGUCCAUGAAGAGUACAGGUCGAGGCCCGCAAUGCGGGCUGUUGUGCAGCGCAUUCACAGCAUGUUUCUCGAUGUAGGCUGGGAAUUCUUGACCAGGACCAUGGACAUGGAGAACCUUCUGGCCAUGCCACAGGCAGAGGAUGGUAUGCAGGGGGAGGACUACGAUGAGACCCAACAGCAUUCUGACGUGUUCCUACACGGCAGGGGCAUAAGAGAUGGCAGCGUAGUAGAUCCAAGGUGAGUACUAGAAUGUAGGCGCUUGGAAACGCG
Messenger RNA from Chara braunii, 4455 nucleotides. The record is from the annotation of a GenBank genome assembly. Lineage: Eukaryota; Viridiplantae; Streptophyta; Charophyceae; Charales; Characeae.